CGAUCAACUCCAGAGGCGAGGGCCUUCUGCGUCGCCAUGUCACCUACGCUCCGGCAGAGCAGCAGACGGCCCCUUCAGAGGAGUUGCCGGUUGACUAGAGCAUUCAAAAUACCCAAAGAGUUGAUUGCUUAUGGCGGGAACCCGGGACCGCUCCUCGCCAGAUUACCAACCGAGCUGCUCGUCCGGCUUUUCGCAGAAGCGGAACCCGUGGACGACAUUAUCCUGGCCUUCUCCUGCAAGGCGCUUCUCAGCGUUGCCGCCUUGUGUCAUCUGAAAGUGCCAGACCCGACACUGCACCGGAAAAGACGAAGCCUUUCGGCACCAAGGGACACAGGGGAGGUGAGUUGCUGUUUGUGUUUGCAUAUGUCAGACCUGCUCUGUCGUCUCCGGCCGCGAGACUCGAGACGCAGGAUUGACAGGACCUGGAAUCUGUGCGUGGACUGCUGCAGGUACCUGCCGACUCGCAGGGGGUACUGGGCAGCGCAGCUGGCUCAGAUUGACACGUCGGCAUGGAGCAGGGCCGAGGACAAGUCAUGGCAACUCUCAGUCAAGUGGUUUGCUGCCGGAAUCAAGGUACAGUGCCCUCGCUGCAGGCUGGUCGAGUACAUGGGGGAGGAGGAGUAGAAGGAAGCAAUGCGCGGCGGUGGGGAGGCAACGAGAGUCUCUUCUACGGCCUAUCGAGUCCUGCCAACUACGAUGCGCAGACGACUGUGGCGGCUCCCUCGCGUAACAAACAAUGGCGACGUUCAUAUUCAAACCGGGCAUCAGGGCCAAAGAGUGCGUGCCAAGAUGAGGAAGCGAGGACAGUGACUGACCAGGACUCGGAGAACCCGUGGGCCGGGUCCGGGAUCAUCGCCCCCCCUGUCGCGCCGGAGGAUUAUGCCGAGUUGCGGAGCGGCCCUCGGCCGGCAGAAGCCAGACGCGGCUGGGGGCUACCCUGGCAGGCAUGCCGUCC
Messenger RNA from Purpureocillium takamizusanense, 955 nucleotides. RefSeq lists its product as uncharacterized. The record is from RefSeq and is a predicted model, not a curated record. The transcript is spliced from 2 exons. NCBI's taxonomy places the organism in Eukaryota, Fungi, Ascomycota, Sordariomycetes, Hypocreales, Ophiocordycipitaceae. Bases 37 to 624 code for a protein of 195 amino acids.